This is a messenger RNA of Perognathus longimembris pacificus (Pacific pocket mouse), 3060 nucleotides long. RefSeq names its product IQ motif containing H (gene Iqch). Gene Ontology annotation, molecular function: protein binding. The coding region runs from base 1 to 2835 and encodes 944 amino acids. The transcript is spliced from 20 exons. NCBI's taxonomy places the organism in Eukaryota, Metazoa, Chordata, Mammalia, Rodentia, Heteromyidae. The record is from RefSeq and is a predicted model, not a curated record.
AUGAAUUUGGACACAGAUAUUUUAGACUGCAGAGCACAGAUUGUUACUGAAGCGCUUCUCAACCUUGCCCAUAUGUCACAAUCACCUGGGGAGUUUGUGAAUAUUCAGAAAUUAGUCAAAGGGUCCACCAUACCCAACCUCACGGUUCUGCCAUCUGCUCAUCGCACCGAUCCCCAUUUUACCCCUGUGCCCGUGUUACAGCGGGAUGCCAGUAAAGGAAUUUUAAGUUUGUUACAACGGGGACUGAUUCCUCCAACAGCCAGGAUCACCUGGCAAAAUCCACCCAUGAAACACAAACCAAUUCCUCUGCAUAAUUUUGAGGAAGCACACAAGGUCACAACUACAGCCCCCUUCAGUACGUUCCAGAAACAAGAUAUGGUUUCACCAGAAGAUGCUUCUAUGAAGAAAGAAAAGCUACAGGUAUUAAUCGAUAAAAAUCAGUGCAAUCAGAUCUUCAGUCUCCUCCCAGUGACUGCUUAUUUUGAGGAAGAGGAAAUUGUGAAGCAUAUUUACAAGGUCUUCAAAUAUGACUACUGCUACUAUUACUGUCUCCAGCAACUAACACAGAGUGCUUUCUCUGUGCUGGGCCCUAUUCUUGGCAUCCUAAAUGGGUUACUUCAUUUUUCCAACCUCUCUACACUACAGAUGUACUCCAGUUAUGCUUUAGCUGACUCCAAACCCAUAGCUUCCCAGUGCCUGAGUGGUCUAUUUGAUGUCCAAGUGUGGGUUUCCUUUGAGAUCAGGUCUUCUCUGGAAGUGUCAUCCAAGGAGGUCCAGAAAGCCGCCUCUCUGAGGAACCUGAAACCCAUCGGGGAGUACGACUUUAACAUCUACGAAGGCAUCAUAUCGCAGACAGCCCCGGACUUCGUGGCCUUCAAGGAGCAUUUCCGCCUGGCCUGGGGGAGCAUCUUCUCCGUCCUGGAGCACAUCGUGAAGUUCCUGCGGGACUACGCCAUACCCGAAGUCAAGAUCAAGGGGAAGAACCUGGUCAGCCUCCUUCCCGAGUUCGAGCUGAAGAACAAACUGACCAGAUACGACAUCCUCUCCACGUUCGAGAACCCCCUCCACAUCCAGAUGCUGGUCAACCUCCCCGGGCAGAGGUACAAGGGCCAGAACGGAAAGGUGGAGGCCGCCAAGAAGAUCCAAGCCACCUGGAAAUGCUACCAGGCCAGGAAGAGCUUCCUGCACUUCCGCCGGCAGAAGUGGGCCUCCGGGGUGAUCGCCAUCGCCUGGCUCCUGCACUGCCACAAGACGAGGCUCAAGAGGAUCCUGAGGGAAUCCCGACAGAGACACCUGGAGAACUUCCGCAUCCGCGCCAAGCAUCUGGAAGCCAACUGGAAUCGCAUCAGGACCUCCAGGAGGACGAUUAUCCAUAUCCCAUCAUUAGGGUAUCAUGAGACGGUGCGAGACUGCAUUGCUGAUUUUGCCAUACUUCAGAACAUGCAGCUGGGGAGGCUGUGUGACAUCAAAGAUGACAAUGUGAAUAUCAUCUACAUCUCCUCCCUUCAUAUGAACGAUGAGUUAAGGCUCUAUUACCAAAAAAUCCUGAGUCUACAUGCAGCUGUCAAAACCGGGAAUGUGAACUACAGAAAUGACCUGAAGAACAGGCUCAAAAUUAUCACCCCCGAAGCUGUAGACUUCUUCACAAUGAUAGAACAGUUGACCCAGUUGGUGACUGAUCAUCUGCAUAUCCAACGCUGGCUCUUUAAAAUGGACCUGGAAUUCGGAGGAAACGGGAUAGCGUUCUGUGACAUUUCUUCCCAUCUACCAUGCUACAAGUGGGUAGUAAAGGAGAGUAACAGAUACGGGAGUGAAGGCUGGAGUAAGAAGUGGGCACAUGAGCCAGCUUUGCUGAAGAUCUCCGAGGAGCUGGCGGGCGUUUUAGCACAGCACGCACAGCCAGUCAAUGGGAAACGGUUCCCGACAUGGAGGAAAUUCCUCCACACAUUUCUCAGUCAAGGAGGCACGAUCGAAGCGUUCCCGCCCACAGACAGCAUCACCAACCUCACUGUGGACAUGCUCAUAGAGCCCAGUGGAGAAGUCACCGUGCUGUCCACGGGGGACCAGUUUCAUGCUGAAGGCCCCUUUAUUUCCUCUGGUACCACCAUACCUCAGACCUCCGUGGACCCCAAAGUUCUCAAGGGUUUGUGCCUCCAAAUUGGACAGGCCUGCAAAAAGAGAAAAGUGAUUGGGUACCUUUCCAUCGACCUGGUGACAUUUAUUGAUCCGAGAACCUUGGAACAGCAGUUAUGGGCAACAGACCUCAACCUCACAUACAGUGACCAGUUGGCUCUGACACAGCUCACUCUGUACCUGACAAAUGGCACCCUGGAUUGUGACUUGGGCACCUUGGAAGUGCCCCGCUUUGUUCCAAAAGACACAGGAAAGAACUUGAGGUCCAACCACCCUCUGUCGGCACUGUCGCUGGAAACCAGUCGCUAUGCAGUGAUGACCACGCAGCUGAAGCACAGCAAUCUCUCGCUCAUUUUCUACUACGUUUUCUUGCAGAUGUGUAAGGCCCAUGGCAUUGGCUAUGACCUUGAGGACAGAAAAGGAACUGUGUUUGUUCUAUAUGAACACGUGAAGAGAAGCAAGAUGGGCAUGUUAACAAUCGGCGUGGAUCUCCAGGGGGUCCUCACGACCUUUGCCCGCAAUCUCUUCAUCAUCCAUCAAGAGAUAUCAGCACCUAAUAUGCAAGGCGAGACCAAUUUUAAGACCACCAUUAAUGAUGUUGAAAGCAUCCUAGGAGUGACAGAAGAAAACAAAAUAAGAUUUGAAGAACUACAGUCCAAAGAUGAUAAAAAAGCAUUCCGUGCUCGAGUACUUCUGAAGUAGCUUACAAUGUUAGAUCCCGGGUCUAGAGCAAGAAAGGGCAGGAUUUCUUUUGCUUUUAGGAAUAAAAGUGAAGGAAACUAGUUUGCCGUGUUUGCUGAGGUGAAUCUAGAUGGGUGACAUUACAUGUUCGUUUUAACAUUUAUUAAGAGAGCAUAUGUUAUUCAUUAAAUCAAAACCUAUUGCUGUUUUUACUUGAGAGUGCUGAGUCAUCUCUUCCCCUUCUCA